AUGUUGCUGUGUUUCCAGACACAGCCGCCUAAGAAGCAGUCAAGCCGGAAGCAUGGCCCAAGUGAAGAUGCGGCCUCGGUAGCGACGAGUGCGUUGGUCACGAAGUCUAGGCUCCUGAUGUCGCGUGAAGACCGAGGAAGACCAGUUCGCCAGCUACUCAACUCCGAUAGCGAAAGGCUGCGAUAUGCUAUCACAAGCCCUGCCGACCGGAUACGAGCAGAGGUGGCGUACAGCAUCGAAGAGCUCAGCAUGCCGAUCUUAUCAUCACUUUACAUCACGAAUAGAAUAGGCUCAAGUGCUCUCUGUGAUGCUGCGGCUGCUGUGCUGGUCCAGACGCACCGGUACUCCCUUGGACGCUAUGAGGGCGUGAAUCGCAAAGCACCCAUUUUGCAAAGCUAUGCACGCGCAGUAACAGUAGCAAGAGCCACCAUAGCUUCUACUCACCCACAUGAUCUAGAGAGCACGAUAGCUGGCUGCUCACUCCUCGGUAUCCUUGAUUGUGUCCUCAGCAAGCACGAUCCAGAAUGGAAAGGUGCUUGGAAGCACUGGUCUGGAGCUCAGGCUCUACUGCUGUCAGUACCGGCAACUUCGAGCCAUAGUAUCUUGGUGCGUGCGGCGAUAUAUGGCUCGGCGGCGCUCUACUCGUUCAUCUGGCCAGUCUUUGCGGGGACUCCAUCGCCGUUUGAAGCUGAGCACUGGCUGCAAGCGCGCCCACCACAGAGUGACAGUGACCAGCAAGGCAAGCUCACGAGGUUGCGCCUGUUCAGCCAUCAGCUACACACCCGCAUGCCGCGACUGAUCUGUAUGUUACGACAUAUCCGAUCCAGCGACCAUGAUGUUCAGCAGGAAAAGCAGUACGACACUGCAAAGGCCCUGGCGGAGCAGCUUAUGAAGCUAGAGGCCCGAGAAGAAGAGACCCUACUACUACAUUGCAUCAAGGUUGUCCAAACUACCGACAGAAACAGUCGAAGAUUCACUCCGAUCUCCUUUCAAUUCCCGGACGUCAACUACCUUGACUGGGCUCUAGGCUAUUGGAAAGCCCGACUCGUAAUCACUAGGAUAUCUCGCAUCCUGACAGUCUAUACAGCGGAAGACUUGGCCAAAAGCUGCCACGAGCCACUAUUGAAGCUAGAGACUCUCAGUGAUCCGGGAAACGAUCUAAAGGCUGAGGAACUACGACUCGCCAAGAACAUCUUAUCCAGCUGGGAAGAUGCUCUCUCUCGUGGUCCUUGUGCCUCAAUAGGCAUGACGAACGCUUUCUUCAAUAUCUGGACUACGCUACAUUACCUUGAGAAACAUAGAGGAUUGCCAGUACUUGAGUACGGCGAAUGGAUCUUGCAGCAGUGGCCUCUGACAUGGUCUGGCUGGUCUAUGAGAUUGACGAUGGCGGAUCUAGAGGAGGCUAGCAGAGUUGUCGAAGGCGGUCCGCUUAGCAGGUGGGCUCUUGUGUCAUUAGCAGGAGACGGUGCACCUGCCAUGUUUGCCAUAAGGCCUGGUGUGCGUAAUUAUGAUCGUGCUCGCUUACAGCUUAUAGCUUCGAAAGACUUGCGCAUAUGA
Messenger RNA from Recurvomyces mirabilis, 1557 nucleotides. RefSeq lists its product as uncharacterized. Bases 1 to 1557 code for a protein of 518 amino acids. The record is from RefSeq and is a predicted model, not a curated record. The transcript has a single exon. NCBI's taxonomy places the organism in Eukaryota, Fungi, Ascomycota, Dothideomycetes, Mycosphaerellales, Teratosphaeriaceae.